This is a messenger RNA of Halichondria panicea, 2761 nucleotides long. RefSeq names its product keratin-associated protein 10-7-like. The transcript has a single exon. The coding region runs from base 1093 to 2268 and encodes 391 amino acids. Lineage: Eukaryota; Metazoa; Porifera; Demospongiae; Suberitida; Halichondriidae. The record is from RefSeq and is a predicted model, not a curated record.
UUCACAAUAUCACAGAUACAGCAACUGUCCAAUUAUGCAUUGAAAGAGAAGUCAUUUUGUGUGCUAUAAUUGUGUUUGGCUGUUAAUAUGCCUCGGUGUGCAUGUGCAAGCAAGGUAUAUGGUAGUGUGUUUGUGUGUAUCUGUGUAGACUGUUAUGGCUUAGUGGUUAGGGUAGUGGCUUUGUAUAGAACACAUGAUAUAGAUAAGGCGUGGCUUUGAUUCCCUCUUGGGGGACUUUUCUUCAUUUUUAUGCCUCGGUGUGCAUGCGCAAGCGAGGUAUACGGUAGUGUGUUUGUGUGUCUGUGUGUCUGUGUGUGUGUAGACUGUUACAGCUGCUCAAUUAAGGAUGAAUCAAGUACAAGUAAGAGUUUCUAUAGGCUUCUAGUCAUGUUUACUUGGAUUUUAAUUCAUGGAUUUGCAAAAUAAUGCUUCGUUCUCGAGUUAUGCCUAGUUUUGCUUACUUGGAAUGCCAUUGCAGCCUUUUCAGAAGAGCACGUGGCCAAGCUUGUUUACCGAGUGUUGCUACUCUACUCAGUAGUUAGCUCUGCACUAGAACACUAGCUAUUGGUAGCUGCAAGAGUGAGAAGAGAGCUGCAAGGCUCUGCUAAUGCAGCCAUUAAUUUUAGACUUAAACUUUUGGCAUCGAUCGUUUUUAACAAAGAUCUGUCAAUCAUGGUCGAUUAUUACCCACUCUCUGACUUUUUGCAUGCAGCAAAAUUAAUUUGUUUAUCAUGUGUAUAAAAGCUCAGUAUAUUAGUAUAGCUUUAUGUUAUGUAGCUUUGGCAUCUCCACCGAGGCAUCAGCAGUGCUGAUGCCUCGGUGGAGACAGGUGCUGAUGCCUCGGUGGAGAUGCAUGCCAAAGCUACAUAACAUAAAGCUACUAAUAGCAGCCCAAUAAUUACAAUCAUGCAUGCAAACUCAAAGAGUGCAUGGGUAAUGAUCGACCAUGAUUGUUGUUAAAAACGAUUGAUGCCAAAAGUCUAAGUCUAAAAUUAAUGGCUGCCGUCUGCAGAGCCUUGCAGCUCUCUUCUCACUCUUGCUGCUGUGUCUGCCUGCUGUGUCUGCUGUGUCUGUUGUGUCCUCUGUGUCUGCAUGUUGUGUCCUCUGUGUCUGGUGUGUCCUCUGUGUCUGUUGUGUCCUCUGUGUCUGGUGUGUCCUCUGUGUCUGUUGUGUCCUCUGUGCAUGUCCACUGUAUCUGCUGUGCCUGUUGUGUCCUCUGUGUUCGCUGUAUCUGUUGUGUCUUCUGUGUCUGUUGUGUUCUCUGUGUCUGCUGUGUCUGUUGUGUCCUCUGUGUCCACUGUGUCUGCUGUGCCUGCUGUGUCCUCUGUGUCUGUUGUGUCUCUGUGUCCUCUGUGUCUGCUGUGCCUCCUGUGUCAGUUGUGUCCUCUGUAUCCCUGCUGUGUCCUCUGUGUCUCUGUGCCUGCUGUGUCCGUUGUGUCCUCUGUGCCUGCUGUGUCCUCUGUGUCUGCUGUGCCUGCUGUGUCCUCUGUGCAUGCAUGGCUGCUGUGUCUGUUGUGUCCUCUGUGUCUCUGUGCCUACUGUGUCCGUUGUGUCCUCUGUGCCUGCUGUGUCCGCUGUGUCUGCUGUGUUCUCUGUGUCUGCUGUGCCUGCUGUGUCCACUGCAUGUGUCUCUGUAUCUGCUGUGCCUGCUGUAUCUGUUGUGUCCUCUGUGUCUCUGUGCCUGCUGUGUCUGCUGUGUCCACUGUGUCUAUUGUGUUCGUUGUGUCGCCUGCAUGUGUCUGCUGUGUCUGUUGUGCCUGCUGUGUCUGCAUAUUGUGUCCGCUGUGUCGAUCUGUUGUGUCCUCUGUGCCUGCUGUGUCGUCGUGUCUGCUGUGUCCUCUGUGUCUCUGUGUCUGUUGUGUCCUCUGUGCCUGCUGUGUCCGCUGUGUCUGUUGUGUCCUCCGUGUCUGCUGUGUCCUCUGUGUUUGUUGUGUCUGCUGUGUCUGUUGUGUCCUCUGUGCCUGCACACAUGCAGAGGACACAACAGGCACAGCAGGCACAACAGACACAGAGGACACAACAGACACAGAGGACACAGAGGACACAACAGCCACAGCAGGCAUGCACAGCAGUCACAUGCAGGGGACACAGCAGACACAGCAGUCACAGGGGACACAGCAGGCACAGCAGACACAGAGGACACAACAGACACAGCAGGCACAGAGACACAACAGACACAGCAGACACAGAGGACAUAACAGACACAACCGACACAGAGGACACAACAGACACAGAGGACACAGCAUGCAGAAACAGAGGACACACUGACCGACACAGAGGACACAGCAGACACAUCAGACACAGAGGACACAACUGACACAGAGGACACAUCAGACACAGAGGACACAGCAGACACAGAGGACACAGCAGACACAGAGGACACAACCGAUACAGAGGACACAUGCAGCAUGCGGCAGACACAGCAGACACAACCGACACAAUAGACACAGAGGACACAGCAGACACAGCGGACACAACAGACACAGAGGACACAGCAGACACAGCGGACACAGCAGACACAACAGACACAGAGGACACACACGACAUUUGAGAUUGCGCAUGCACAGAAUCAACACACACAUAAAUGUACAACCACACCCACUUUAGGCUUAAUUACAUUUCUCUAUUUGGAUACACUUUACUCCUGCCACCUACCCAUAACAUGUAUAGCUUUGACACAUCCACCGUGAUAUCAGCACCCGUGGUGCUUUCAUUGAAUUUGAAGCUACAUGCACUAGUGACUACAAAUGUCUACCAUUGA